GUGGGUUAUGAACUCCCAAUUUUUACCCCAGUACCUUUAUCUUACUUAUUCAUAAUAUGGUGCUGAGACUCAAACGCAGUGCCUCACAUGCUAGGCAAGAGCUCUACCACUGAGCCACAGCCUCGGCUCUAGACCAGAGUUUUGAUUGGCCUGAGCUGAACAAUGCCACUGUGAUGUCGGCCCACACCUGCUGUGAAAUGGAGGCUCCCAAGCCCCAGGCAUCAGUGGAGCUGCCGUCCAGAUACAGAUCAUGAGUGGCGGGUAUGAUCUCAACCUCUUUGCCAGCCCUCCCGACUGCAACUUCCUGUGCUCCGUCUGCCAUGGGGUUCUCAAGAGGCCAGUAAGGUUGCCAUGUAGCCACAUCUUCUGCAAAAAGUGCAUCCUCCGGUGGCUAGCCAGACAAAAUACCUGUCCAUGCUGCAGGAAAGAGGUGAAAAGGAAAAAGAUGGUCCAUGUGAAUAAACUCCGGAAAACCAUUGGCCGCCUAGAAGUCAAGUGCAAGAACGCUGAGGCUGGCUGUUUGGUGACAUGCCCCCUGGCCCAUCGCAAGGGGCAUCAGGACUCAUGCCCCUUUGAGCUGAUGGCCUGCCCCAACGAGGGCUGCUCUGCGCGAGUGCCACGUGGGGACCUGGCUGAGCACCAGCAGCACUGCCAGCAAGGUGGUGAGCAGCUUUGCCUCUUGGGCUGCGGGGCCACCCUGGGCCCAGCUGAACGUGCACGCCACAACUGCUACCGAGAACUACGCGAGGCCUGGAGCCAGCGCCAGGAGCGCAGCCGGACUCUGCUGCUAAGUCUGCUGCGGCGUGUGCGCCGGGUGCACCGCACCACCAACCUCAUCCGCCGGCAACUGGCCCAGCUAGGCAACUUCCUGGAGGAGGAUGACGCCCUGCUCCUGGGCACUGUGCAGGAGACGGAGGCCACCCCAGUGGGCACUACUGACGCUGAGGUGUGGGGGUCACAGGGCCAGCGUGCCUUGUAA
Urocitellus parryii (Arctic ground squirrel) is the source of this 979-nucleotide messenger RNA. RefSeq names its product ring finger protein 151 (gene Rnf151). Gene Ontology annotation, biological process: protein ubiquitination. Gene Ontology annotation, molecular function: zinc ion binding; ubiquitin-protein transferase activity. The record is from RefSeq and is a predicted model, not a curated record. Lineage: Eukaryota; Metazoa; Chordata; Mammalia; Rodentia; Sciuridae.